Messenger RNA from Musa acuminata AAA Group (dessert banana), 1182 nucleotides. Its product is annotated as protein NTM1-like 9. The transcript is spliced from 2 exons. The coding region runs from base 1 to 1182 and encodes 393 amino acids. The record is from RefSeq and is a predicted model, not a curated record. NCBI's taxonomy places the organism in Eukaryota, Viridiplantae, Streptophyta, Magnoliopsida, Zingiberales, Musaceae. Gene Ontology annotation, biological process: regulation of DNA-templated transcription. Gene Ontology annotation, molecular function: DNA binding.
AUGGAGCCCAUCGACCUCGUACCGAGCGGCUACAGGUUCCUUCCCACGGCGGAGGAACUCUUGGUUGACUACCUCGCCAACUGGGUCGCCGGCGCACCCCUCCCUGGCCGCGCUGUCGCCUUCGCGGACGUCUACGGCACCGAGCCGUGGAAUCUUCUAGGCAGCGAUCGCCAGGAGGGCUAUUUCUUUGCGGAGCGCAAGCCCAAGAACAGCGGCGGCUCGCGCGUCGAUCGAAAGGCCGGCAGCGGUUCUUGGACUCUGUACAAAAAGCAAGAAACCGUUAAGUCCAUGGUCGGCGGGCGCGAGAUGGUGUUCGGGCGAAAGAGCUGCCUUUCUUUCAAUGAUGGCCGGCGGAAGAACUCCGGGUGGACGAUGUACGAGUUCGAGAUGUGUUCGUCCGGCGGCUUCGAGACACGAUCGGACGUCUCACCACAUCCAACCGCGGUGGUGCAAUCCGACGUCUCACCACCUCCAACCGCGGUGGUGCAACAUCCCUCAUUGGCUCCUGCUGUGACACCCCCACCCCCGGAGACUCAUCUUUCCUCGGUCGACUCCGUUGCACCGAACGAUGCCGGAGUCGCAGCCGCCUCUCCAUCAUCAACGGACGUUGGUGGAGGUGAGCUCCCGAUAACUACGGAAGAACUGGAAGCGUUCUUGGCUUCGUCUUCGUCGUCGGUCGAUCUUGGCGGUGAGCAGAACUGCACCGACGAUGCGUUCUUCGCCAGAGGGGUUGAAGCCUUCCUGAUGUCGGAUGAUACCGACACAGCCUUGACUACCAUCCCGAAGGCCUCACCGCCAGGCCUUGUCGAUCUUCUCUCGAUGCCCGAUGACACUCGGAUUGAUUCGACCACGGUCGCAGAUGUUUCCUCCUCAUCGUCGUCGAUAGACUUUGUUGCGUGCGAGCAGAUGCACAGCACCGACGAUGACUUCUUCGUGAGCCGGGAACGGGUCCAUGCCUCCUUGAUGUCCGAUGACACGAUUCCAGCCUCGGUGAUGUAUGGCACCAGCACUGAUUCAACCACGAUCGCAGCGGCUUCGUCGUCAUCAUCGAUCGAGAUUGUUGGGUGUGAGCAGACGGAGAACAUAGAUGAUAAUGACGACUUCAUGCAAUGGAUUGAAGCCCUUGUGAAGUCCGAUGACACCCCUAUUGAUUCGACUAUGACCUCGUGGUUGGAUCUGUAG